GUAUCGGGUGGAAGUACGUGCGAAACCAUACCCCAAAGUGCGUGCCCGUACACGAUGUCCACGCGUACAGGGAGUUUGAUGCAGUUCGUUCCAAAGCAUUUAACACGUGACCACCCUGAUUACGACGCCAUGGUGCCAAAAGACGCAAGGAACAAAAUAAAACUCUACUGCGCACACCCAGAUUGUUACUCGAACCCGUGUAACAACGGAGGAACGUGUACGGAAACUUUCGAUGGGCAUACCUGUUCAUGCAAUGCGGAAUAUGCGGGAAUACAUUGCGAGAAUCCUAUAUGUCCUUCAGAUUGGAUAUAUGCGACCAGGAAAUGCUUCAAGGUCGUUGAUCCAUCCGAUUUAGUGGUGAUGCAAGAUGCUCUUGAUUUCUGUAACAACAUGGGUUUUGUGACCUUGGGCAAUGGACAACAGGUCGAGCCCUCUUUGGUCUUCGUGGAGAACAGCAAUGAGUACAACCUCCUGGACUCGUACGUGGAUGGUACUUGGAUGUGGAUGAACUGUCGUAAAAUUGGUGGAAUAGUGUCGUGUUACAAGGACAGACAUUUGACUUCAAGUGACUACCGAAAUUGGGAUGCCGGUGAACCAAGCAACUUUCCUGCUGAAACGUGUGUGACAUUGGAGAUGACGAAUGGAAAGAUGCAUGACUACGACUGCCCUUCCGUCGCAGCACACGUAUGCCAAAUAGUCAUAGGCUAAACCAUUAUUUGGAUCAAUGAAUACAGUUCAAGCUAAGAGAAAUGCAAUCUAUGUGUAAACAUGUCGCGGUACGUUUAGAGUCAAACAGAAGCUAAUUUCAUGUAACAGGAAAUUAUAAUCUGAAAAAAAAAUUAUAAGAUCUUUCGGUCACACGGUGUCAAAUUCAAGGCCAUAUAGGGUCAUUUUACAGUGAGUGGCCACACCCACUAACUGAAUAUAGAUAAAGGAAAAAAAACAUUAUUGAACAAAAGAAUACAUGAUGACGAAAUCAUAAAUGAGUAUUGAAAAGAGCUUUUUGAAAUAUGGAUUACAUGAAAUCCUUGAUUAUGGUUAAAAUAUACUGGUAAAUAUCCUAGAUAAAAAGAAAAAUGUAUUUGAGUACGGGUGUAUCAGAAGUUCAAGGCAUACGAUACAGUCGAUUUUAAGUAAGAUUUUUGCAUCAUGUCAAUGAGCAUCACAAAGUUAUCAUGGUUUUCAAAAAAAAAAUCAUAAAAAAUGGCUGCUGUUGCUUACUCAUAGAACCAUAAGGAAAUUGUUUAAAUGUACACUGUAAAACUGUGGUGUUAAAACUGACACGAAUUGGUGUUAAUAGAGGACCACACCC
This is a messenger RNA of Lytechinus variegatus (green sea urchin), 1312 nucleotides long. Its product is annotated as neurocan core protein-like. NCBI's taxonomy places the organism in Eukaryota, Metazoa, Echinodermata, Echinoidea, Temnopleuroida, Toxopneustidae. The coding region runs from base 55 to 708 and encodes 217 amino acids. The transcript is spliced from 4 exons. The record is from RefSeq and is a predicted model, not a curated record.